UUUUGAAAAAGCGAUUUUGUUCUUAUAAAAUAUAAUUUCUGACAGUCAUUUAAAUUUGUUUUGCGAUUGUCGUGGAACAAACAACGCACUUGGAUUCAUCGCAGGCUUUUUAAAAAUAUGUCGCCAGAAGUAAAAAAGCGCGUGCGGGCUCUAAAAAGACUAAUUUUAGCCCAGCAUGAAAUAAAAUUGAGAUUCCAGGCCGAAGUUCAUCUUCUUAAAUUGAAAUACCAAAAAGUGUACGAGCCAUAUGUUAAUAAACAAACGGAUAUAAUUAAAGGAAACUGCGAGCCUACCAAAGGCGAAUACAGUAGUUCUGAUGAAGAAGAUGACGUACAAGCUCCCAGAUACGAUGAACUAGGGGAAAGAGGACCUGAAUCAUGUAAACAAGAACCGAAAGGAAUACCGGACUUUUGGUUUGUGUACAUGAUUAAUUCGUACAACUUCAAAUGUAACAUACUACCACAUGAUGAGCAAAUCAUCAGACAUGUGUCAGAUAUCAGAUGUAAUCGGUCGGAAGAGUGCAUCGGAUUUACUUUGGAAUUCCAUUUCACACCUAACGAAUGGUUCACUAAUAAUGUACUGACCUUGAAGUUCGAAGAGGACCGUCCAGACAAUAUUUUUGAUAUUGUUGAAUCUUAUGGCCUGGUAUACGACAUUCAUUACAAACUUACGGGCUGUGAAAUUAAUUGGAACGAGGGAAGAAAUGUGACACAGCAAAUCAAAAAUGUAAAACUUGAAGGCACCGAAGUUCCUUUGAACAAAACCGUUGAAUAUCCAUCGUUCUUCAAUUUAUUUGAAGAUAAAUUUAAUUGGACAAAUACCGAUAGAGAGUGUUUUGGAGUAUCUUUCAAAAAAUAUUAUCGCCAGUGCAAUUGGUUAGUUAAUGACGCUUUUAAGAAAAUUUAUUUCCACCGCCCGGACAUAUUAUAUAGUUUUGCGAAAACGUUUGAUUUUUCUGAACAUUACGAAACGUGUGAGUCGUAUAUUGAGACGGACGGAGAAGAUGAUAAAUGCAUGUGUCACUCACAAAUGAAAUAAUAAACAAUACUGGCUAAAAAUUGUUUUAUAUAUUAUAAUAUAACGUGUUAUUACCAUUUGAUUGUUAGCCAAAAUUAUGUCAAUCCGAGGGUCACGUGAU
Acyrthosiphon pisum (pea aphid) is the source of this 1138-nucleotide messenger RNA. RefSeq names its product nucleosome assembly protein 1-like 1. Gene Ontology annotation, biological process: nucleosome assembly. The record is from RefSeq and is a predicted model, not a curated record. Gene Ontology annotation, cellular component: nucleus. NCBI's taxonomy places the organism in Eukaryota, Metazoa, Arthropoda, Insecta, Hemiptera, Aphididae. Bases 118 to 1038 code for a protein of 306 amino acids. The transcript has a single exon.